Messenger RNA from Neohortaea acidophila, 750 nucleotides. Its product is annotated as acyl-CoA N-acyltransferase. The transcript has a single exon. Bases 147 to 734 code for a protein of 195 amino acids. Gene Ontology annotation, molecular function: acyltransferase activity, transferring groups other than amino-acyl groups. NCBI's taxonomy places the organism in Eukaryota, Fungi, Ascomycota, Dothideomycetes, Mycosphaerellales, Teratosphaeriaceae. The record is from RefSeq and is a predicted model, not a curated record.
UUGUAUGCCGAUCAGGCGAAGUGGGGCGGUGAGCUUUCAAGCCGCCCACUUCCGCGUGAGGCUGACAACACCUUUCAUUCGUUGUACAUCAUCACUCAAGAUAUACUAGACCACGACAUUCUCGAUUCCCCCGGCCAACCAGAACAAUGACGAAUCUGUGGGCGUCGCCGCGUCUGAUAUAUUGUGCUCUGGAACGGGGCGAGCACGAUUCACUCCUGGCAGAGCUGGACUCCGACCCCGAGGGCUUCAUGAACGUCUCAAGCGAGCUUCCUUCCCCGCAAGGCAAAAAGGACGUCGCGGACUGGUACGAGCAUCUGGAAAAGCAAAUGCUCGCCUGUGCCGUCUGCCUACCCCCGCCGCCGGUGACGAACGGGGCCGGCUCCGCCCCAAAACCCAUUCCCAUCGGCUGCAUCAGUCUCAAAGGCCUUGCUCCGCGCAUGCUCCAGCAUCGCAUGAGCGACCUCACCAUCAGAAUCCUCCGGCAGUACCGUGGUCAAGGGUAUGGACCAGAAGCCAUGGAAUGGGCGCUUAACUGGGGCUUCGACUUUGCCGGCUUGCAUCGUAUCCAGCUCAUGGUGUAUGCAUACAACGCCGACGCCGCCCGGCUGUACGAGAAGAUGGGCUUUGUGCGCGAAGGGGCGAAGCGGGAGUGUGUGUUUGUUAAGGGCCGGUUCUGGGACGUCUUGCAGUACAGUAUGCUGGAACAUGAAUGGCGCGCACGGCAGAAGAAGUGAAGGGAAGACGGCUGUU